CAAUUUUUGAAUCUAACCGGCGCAUUCACGCGUGGUCAUCUGACGCAACUGUUUGCAAAGCUGACGCUACGAGUAACAGAGGUUAACCAAGAUCAUGUCACUUAUUGCAUCCGUUAAUUAUUGCAUGACGAAGAUCGACACUGGUCAUUAAAAAAAUAAGCCUAUCGUUCUGUCACGUGUGCUAUCUUCUUGUUAUUUUGCAAUGUCAGUCGUGACUCGUUUCACGAGGAAAGCGUCCGGUUAACGAUUAGGAAAACCACGUGCCUUGCUAUCUAUUUAAAUUGAAAAAGGAUGGUCGAGAUGAAUAAACUGAGCAGCAUUCCACCGAACAUGGACUUGGAUGAUCCACGCUUUCGUAUCAGGCCGUAUCAACAAAUCGUAGCUUCAUGUACUGGUGCAUUCAUCACAUCGGUAUUCGUCACUCCCUUGGAUGUGGUCAAAAUACGUCUUCAAACACAGCAGAAAGCGAUGCUGUCAAAUAAAUGCUUUGUAUAUUGCAAUGGUUUAAUGGAUCACUUAUGUCCUUGUAACGGCAGGAUGCCUGAAUGGAUGAAGAGAAAUGGGAAAUUUAAUGGAACAGUAGAUGCUUUAUUAAAAAUAAGUAGAACGGAAGGAAUAAUGUCUCUGUGGAGUGGCCUGAGUCCUACUCUUGUUCUGGCGAUACCUGCAACCGUUGUAUACUUUGUUUCAUACGAGCAAUUCAGAUUGUACCUCAAGGAUAAAUACAACAAGGAAAUCAAAAAGAAAGUAACUGGCAGGGAACAACCGUUCUGGAUUCCAACAUUAGCUGGUGCCACAGCUCGGGUAUGGGCCGCGACGCUGGUCAGCCCAUUGGAAUUAAUCAGGACGAAGAUGCAGUCACAGAGGUUGAGUUAUGCAGAAAUAACGCAGGCAUUGAAAACGGUUGUGAAAUACAGUGGCGUGUCCGGUUUGUGGAUGGGACUGGGCUCGACGCUUCUUCGUGACGUUCCUUUUAGCGCGAUAUAUUGGUUGAAUUACGAGACGAUAAAAACGGUGUUCCACAACUCGCCGCAAACUUUCACCUUUCAUCUGGCUGCAGGAGCUACAGCUGGAUCAAUAGCAGCAUUCUUGACUAUUCCAUUUGAUGUAGUAAAAACACAUAAACAAAUCGAGAUGGGUGAGAAAGAGAUUUAUUCAGAUAAACCUAGUCGCAGCAGCACUACAUGGGCCACGAUACAAAGGAUCUAUCAGCAGAAUGGAUUAAGAGGAUUGUUUACGGGAUUAACGCCGCGUUUAGUAAAAGUAGCCCCAGCUUGCGCGAUCAUGAUCGCAACAUUUGAGCACGGCAAGCGUUUCUUCCAAUCUUACAACGCUAGCAAAGCUAUGCAAGUCGAAAUCGAUCACGAUGUGCAUCUAUUGCAGCACAAAUCGAAUAGCACAAAAUAACGCGUUUAUCAAGGCAAAUUGUACAGAUUUUUAAUAAAAAGUUGCGUUGUAAAUUUGAAAUUUUACUACUACGAAUAAAUUUUAACUAGAUGUUU
This is a messenger RNA of Ooceraea biroi (clonal raider ant), 1502 nucleotides long. RefSeq names its product solute carrier family 25 member 40. Gene Ontology annotation, cellular component: mitochondrion. Lineage: Eukaryota; Metazoa; Arthropoda; Insecta; Hymenoptera; Formicidae. Gene Ontology annotation, biological process: mitochondrial transmembrane transport. The record is from RefSeq and is a predicted model, not a curated record.